Onychomys torridus (southern grasshopper mouse) is the source of this 3511-nucleotide messenger RNA. RefSeq names its product transient receptor potential cation channel subfamily C member 1 (gene Trpc1). Gene Ontology annotation, cellular component: membrane; cation channel complex. The coding region runs from base 536 to 2917 and encodes 793 amino acids. The transcript has 13 exons. Gene Ontology annotation, molecular function: protein binding; store-operated calcium channel activity; inositol 1,4,5 trisphosphate binding. The record is from RefSeq and is a predicted model, not a curated record. NCBI's taxonomy places the organism in Eukaryota, Metazoa, Chordata, Mammalia, Rodentia, Cricetidae. Gene Ontology annotation, biological process: regulation of cytosolic calcium ion concentration; calcium ion transmembrane transport; manganese ion transport.
CCCGGUGCCGUCGCCUCCGCGGGCUGAGGAUGACGUGAGGAGCGAGCGGCGGCGAGCCUCUGCCUCCGGCGGGUGCAGCUGGGCCAGCGGUUCCCACAGCCCCGGAGCCAGCCGUGCUGCCAAGCGCACCGCCGAGCUCCUCCGCCGGCGGCCCCCUCGCUCCCUCGCAGGCCGAGCCGCCCCCUGCGCGGCCCCCGCGGCUCCUGGCACGGCCCCGCGCUCAGCUGCCGCCCUGGCGCGCUCCACUCUGUCGUCCCCGGACGGGCGCGGACCAGCUCGACCGGGGCGCCGGCGGCUGGGCAGAGGGCGCUGGCCCCGGGGCCGCGCCGGCGCGGCCACCAACCUGGGGCUGUCGGUGGAGGGCGAGUGCUGGUUCCGGGGAGAGGCGACGCCCUUCGGGGCCAACGGGCCGCACGCAGAUGUGGCCGUGGGAACGACUCACCCGUUUUCCAGCUCUGGGGCGGGGCUGGGGUCGGGGUCGGCGCCCGUGGGGGCCCCGCCUCCGUCCCCUGGCCUGCCCCCGUCCUGGGCCGCGAUGAUGGCGGCUCUGUACCCGAGCACGGACCUCUCGGGCGUCUCCUCCUCCUCCCUGCCUUCCUCCCCAUCCUCCUCGUCGCCCAACGAAGUGAUGGCGCUGAAGGAUGUGCGGGAGGUGAAGGAGGAGAACACCCUCAAUGAGAAGCUUUUCUUGCUGGCGUGCGACAAGGGUGACUAUUAUAUGGUUAAAAAGAUUUUGGAGGAAAACAGUUCAGGUGACUUGAACAUAAAUUGCGUAGAUGUGCUUGGGAGAAAUGCUGUUACCAUAACUAUUGAAAACGAAAGCUUGGAUAUACUGCAGCUGCUUUUGGACUACGGUUGUCAGUCCGCAGAUGCACUUUUGGUGGCAAUCGACUCUGAAGUAGUGGGAGCUGUUGAUAUACUACUUAAUCAUCGACCAAAACGAUCAUCAAGACCAACUAUAGUAAAACUUAUGGAACGAAUUCAGAAUCCUGAAUAUUCAACAACAAUGGAUGUUGCGCCUGUCAUUUUAGCAGCUCAUCGUAACAACUAUGAAAUUCUUACAAUGCUUUUAAAGCAGGACGUGUCUUUGCCCAAGCCCCAUGCAGUUGGCUGUGAAUGCACGCUGUGUUCUGCAAAGAACAAAAAGGACAGCCUCAGACAUUCCAGGUUUCGUCUUGAUAUCUAUAGAUGUCUGGCCAGCCCAGCUCUAAUAAUGCUAACAGAGGAGGACCCCAUCCUGAGAGCAUUUGAACUUAGUGCUGAUUUAAAGGAACUCAGCCUGGUGGAGGUGGAAUUCAGGAAUGAUUAUGAAGAGCUAGCCCGUCAGUGCAAGAUGUUUGCUAAAGAUUUGCUUGCACAGGCCAGGAAUUCUCGUGAACUGGAAGUUAUCCUAAACCAUACAUCUAGCGAUGAACCUCUUGACAAACGGGGACUACUAGAAGAAAGAAUGAAUUUAAGUCGUCUAAAACUUGCAAUCAAAUAUAACCAAAAGGAGUUCGUCUCCCAGUCAAAUUGCCAGCAGUUCCUGAACACAGUUUGGUUUGGACAGAUGUCAGGUUACCGCCGUAAGCCCACCUGUAAGAAGAUAAUGACUGUUUUGACAGUUGGCAUCUUCUGGCCAGUUUUGUCACUGUGUUAUUUGAUAGCUCCCAAAUCUCAAUUUGGCAGGAUCAUUCACACACCUUUUAUGAAAUUCAUUAUUCAUGGAGCAUCAUAUUUCACAUUCUUGCUGUUACUAAAUCUCUACUCACUUGUCUACAACGAAGACAAGAAAAAUACAAUGGGGCCAGCCCUUGAGAGAAUAGACUACCUUCUCAUACUGUGGAUUAUUGGGAUGAUUUGGUCAGACAUUAAAAGACUCUGGUAUGAAGGGUUAGAAGACUUUUUAGAAGAAUCUCGUAACCAACUCAGCUUUGUCAUGAAUUCCCUCUAUUUGGCAACCUUUGCCCUCAAAGUGGUGGCUCACAACAAGUUUCAUGACUUUGCUGACCGGAAGGACUGGGAUGCAUUCCACCCCACACUUGUAGCAGAAGGGCUUUUUGCAUUUGCUAAUGUUCUGAGUUACCUUCGGCUCUUUUUUAUGUAUACAACCAGCUCGAUUUUGGGUCCACUGCAGAUUUCCAUGGGACAGAUGUUACAAGAUUUUGGGAAAUUUCUGGGGAUGUUCCUUCUUGUUCUGUUCUCCUUCACGAUUGGACUAACACAGCUCUAUGACAAGGGGUACACCCCCAAAGAGCAGAAGGACUGUGUUGGCAUCUUCUGUGAACAACAAAGCAACGACACCUUCCACUCGUUCAUUGGCACCUGCUUUGCUCUGUUCUGGUACAUUUUCUCCUUAGCACAUGUGGCCAUCUUUGUCACAAGGUUUAGCUAUGGAGAAGAGUUGCAGUCCUUUGUUGGAGCCGUGAUUGUUGGAACUUACAACGUCGUGGUUGUUAUCGUGCUUACGAAGCUGCUAGUGGCCAUGCUUCACAAGAGCUUUCAGUUGAUAGCAAAUCAUGAGGAUAAAGAAUGGAAGUUUGCUCGAGCAAAGCUAUGGCUUAGCUACUUUGAUGACAAAUGUACACUGCCCCCACCUUUCAACAUUAUUCCUUCACCGAAGACUAUCUGCUAUAUGAUCAGUAGCCUCAGUAAGUGGGUUUGCUCUCACACAUCGAAAGGCAAGGUCAAACGGCAAAACAGUUUAAAGGAGUGGAGAGCCUUGAAGCAAAAGAGAGGCGAGAGCUACCAGAAGGUGAUGUGCUGCCUGGUGCACCGGUACCUGACGUCUGCGCGACAGAAGAUGCAGAGCACAGACCAGGCCACUGUGGAGAAUCUCAGUGAACUGCGCCAAGAUCUGUCCAAAUUCCGAAAUGAAAUAAGGGAUUUGCUUGGCUUUCGGACUUCUAAAUAUGCUAUGUUUUACCCAAGAAAUUAAUCAUUUCCUAAAUCUUGUAGAAAUUAAUUUUCCAUGACAAAUCUGAGACUGUAUUUGCAUACCUUACAACUACACUAAUAAGAUAUAUAUGGACAGAAACAGUUACACAAAAGCCAUUCUUUAAAUAUUUAUAGCAUAAAUAUAUGUCAUGUAAAAUAUGUAUAUAGAGUUAGUUUUUUAAAACCUGUCUGUGGCUUUUUGUAGAGGUGAAACAGAACAAGUAAAUGGGUUUGUUAGCAUGCAAUUGUAUUUUCUUAGUUCUUAAAUUAGUGCUUAAAUUUUAUAAUAUUGAAGAGGGGCAGCUAUCAGUGUACACAUUGCCCGCUCCUUUUUAUAAAGUGAAGAUCACCAAAUGCAGCUACCUUAAGAGACACUUGAAAUGUAGAGUUCAUGUUGUUUAAAAUCUCUGCUUUUAGGAGUUCACAUAGAGUUCAGUAUUUAUUGUUUAAGAGUGUAGUUUUAUCUAAAAUACCCUAUUUUUUCUUUUGUUAUAAUCUUAAGCAACAAAGAAAAGUCUCUAAAUUUUUGAAUUUAAGUCGGUCUUGUGGUGCAUGGCUUUAAUCCCAGCACUUGCGAGGCAGAGGCAGGUGGAUC